Molecule: messenger RNA, 291 nt
Organism: Acomys russatus (golden spiny mouse)
Lineage: Eukaryota; Metazoa; Chordata; Mammalia; Rodentia; Muridae
Product: cytochrome c oxidase subunit 7B2, mitochondrial
Exons: 1
Coding region: 46-291 (81 amino acids)
Biological process (GO): mitochondrial electron transport, cytochrome c to oxygen
Source: RefSeq, a predicted model, not a curated record
UGGAAAUAGACAUACUACUGCAGUCAGUAAUAAUCCUGUCACGUCAUGAUGUUUCCCGUGGCUAGAUACACACUAAACCAUCUCAAGAUUCGAAGCAUUCCGAAAAUUGUUGGAAGACAGAGCCACACAAAGCCUUCAUCAGAGUUUCAUGACAAAUAUGGCAAUAUGAUGUUAAUUUGUGGAUCCACUUUCUGUUUUGUUGCAUUUACGAUUUAUAUAACACAGAUGGGAUUAGAAUGGAACCUGUCUCCUGUUGGGAGAGUUACCCCAAAAGAAUGGAAGAAUAAGUAA